AUCCCAAACAUGUCCAGUGAUACCAGGAACAUAAAUAGAAGAACAGUGGGUAACCGGGUGAUUUUGGCAAUUGAUGUCAUAUCUACAGCUAUAGGAUUAUACGGGUUAUACGAGAUCCUGUUAAUCGAGUUACCAGCCCCUCUUCGUGGUGCUGGCAAGUGGCAGUUCCUAACUAAUCUUUCUCUAUUAUUUUCAAUCUUGACCUUUUCUGUGGGAAUUAUCAGCCAUUUGACCCGGUCUGAAGCCAUAUUCCAGUUGAAGAACUUUUUACAUGUCAUUCUGUUUGUAGCUGAAGCUGUUGUUACUUCGGUAUACUGGCCUUUGCGGUUAUUUUUCCUUCACUACUUAGUAAACGAUGGGAACAUCAGAAUCAAAUUGACGGUUGAUUUAGCAAUUCAUUUUAUGCCAUUUGUGUCUUUGGCCAUUGACUUCUUCUUUUUCAUGCCCAACUUCACUAUUAAGACCAGAUCCGCUUUCUUGCUUUUUAUUUCGUUGACUUCGGCGUACUGGUUUUGGUUGAAUAGUAUCAUUGAUCUAGAGAGGGGCGGGAUCUUCCCAUAUGCGUUUUUAAAUAUUGGUAACAAUCUUACUAGACUAAUAAUUUUCUGGGUCAUUGGGUUUUCUGCCUUUUUACAAUUCCUUCUCAUGAGGUUUCUAUAUAAUAGCUUUGUUGGUGUUAGUGCCAUCAAACAGAAAAUCCAAUAAGUACCAAAUAAAACCUACAAGAAUAUCUAAGGUAUGAAUCAUUUCGAAUACAUGUAUCUAUAAUCUCUUCACCGUGUACUCAUGGGCACAAGCUAAAGUGAUAAACCCUAGGAGCCAUGAAAGUCUUCCUGAGAAUGGCAAUUGACUAAGAAAUGGGUAUGGAAACACUGGCUCCAGGGCAUAUAUCAAUUCAAUAUACGCCCAGUAGGUGCACAAAUAGACAAUGACUCCCGAGUAUAUAUACUUCAGCUUCAACAUGGGUGGACAUCGAAUAUAACUGAAAGUUAAAAGAAGGUAUGGAAAUAGGUGGAUUUCAAAGUCAAGCACUAGACUUACAUCAAAUUUACCAGUGUUCAACAAGUGCAGAAACCCAAAGAAAAGCGUCCAGUACGUAACUGUUACCACAAACUCUACACUGUAGCAGAUUCUCUGAAAAUACCAUAAUCCUUUGAUUCCUAGGAAGUUGUUAAAAACCUGCAAGCCAUAGUAAACCGUAGAUAGGAGUAUUGAUAAAUUGGUCAAGAAUUGGAAUUGACCUCCCACAGCCAAUUCUUCCGGCAACGAAAGAUUGCAUGUGUCUAUAAGACCUUUUAGACACGCCACAAAAGAAAAAACGUCAAAAGCCAAACCAAGCACCAUAGCUGGUAAAUUGUUCAAAGGUUGUAGAGGAAAACUGCGAAUUCCCCAGGUUUUCGUAGGGGUAUUAACGUGAUUUUAGAGCCGAUAAUUCAUUUCAUUUUUGGCUUCAGAAUACAGAGAGGUGCGAAUGAGGAUGGAUUUACAAGCGAAUCUGGCUACUUCGAAUUCCUAGGAGCCACAAAUUGCCGUACUAUUCAGUUCAAUGUUAGAUAAGAAGACCGUAUGAUAUACUGGGGUGCAAAAUAACUCGUCAUCUCUGUCCAGUGUUCGUGUUCCUUAAAUACCAGCUGUUUACUCAAUAAACCAAAUAACAGUGAUGAGACCAAAGUCGAUGUCUCUAAAUUAACAGUUAAGUAGUUGCCUAUUUAGUUAACCUGGGUGCUAUUGUUUCGGUACAAACACUACCAAUAAGAUAAGGAGUAAUUCGUCUUCAACGAAUCUGUUU
This is a messenger RNA of Yamadazyma tenuis ATCC 10573, 1789 nucleotides long. Lineage: Eukaryota; Fungi; Ascomycota; Pichiomycetes; Serinales; Debaryomycetaceae. The record is from RefSeq and is a predicted model, not a curated record.